AUGUUCUGGCGUUGCGAGCACCAUACUACAGUCGUCAAAUCCCAGUCGCGUCACAGUCCGAGCUCAGAAUUUAAUUUUAAGGCCAAAUUUAAUUUUAAGGUCAAUACCAGCUUAAUCGCCACACAAAACGUCGAGACAAUUGCCAGGAUAUUCCUCGACUUGGUAGAUCUGUCCGAAAUCAUGUUUAUGGAUGAUCCUGCUUACAUAGAAUGUUGCUGUCGUCCAGCUGUCGCUACUGGAAAUGAGCGCCCAGAUAUCCACUCGAGCAAGCAAGGAGGGUAUGACUUCGCUGGUUCCGGUGUCGGCUGGGAUGGGCUUGUUUAA
Molecule: messenger RNA, 324 nt
Organism: Aspergillus niger
Lineage: Eukaryota; Fungi; Ascomycota; Eurotiomycetes; Eurotiales; Aspergillaceae
Exons: 2
Coding region: 1-324 (107 amino acids)
Source: RefSeq, a predicted model, not a curated record